This is a messenger RNA of Oryza brachyantha (malo sina), 1719 nucleotides long. RefSeq names its product protein RETICULATA-RELATED 4, chloroplastic-like. Bases 248 to 1450 code for a protein of 400 amino acids. NCBI's taxonomy places the organism in Eukaryota, Viridiplantae, Streptophyta, Magnoliopsida, Poales, Poaceae. The record is from RefSeq and is a predicted model, not a curated record. The transcript has 8 exons.
GCUCGGUUCGGUUCGCUCCACUCCGCCGCCCACCUUGACGAGGAAUCACAAGAAUCCCUCGUGCGAAUCCCCGCGGAUUCGUCCAACCAUUCGGCGGCCGGCCGGCCGUAGUCACCACCACCGUUUCCCCCCGGGGUCGCCGCCUCGUUGCCUCCGCCCUCGCGCGCCCGCCGUCGUCUCCAAAACCACCCCCCACACGAAGCUCCGCCAACCCAUCGCCGCCCAGCGCCAACGCUUUUUCGCCGCCAUGGCCUUCCACUCCCCAAUGGCGGCGUCCCCCUCCUCUUCGCUCUCCUCCUCCUCCUCCUCCUCUUGGUCAUCGCUCCACCACCUCCGUCUCCUCCAGCUCCCCAACCACGCGUCCUCCCGCCUCUCCGUGCUCCCCUUCCCCCGCGAGCUCCCGCUCUCGCUCCCCCUCCGCCUCCGCAUUCCACGGCCGCUUCUCCCUGCGCUCCCCCUCGCCCUCGCCCGCGGAGAAGGCGGAGGCGGAGGCGGAGAUAACGAUGACGACGAUGGUAAUAAUGGUGGUGGUGGCGGUGGAGAUGGCGACGGGGAUGGAGACGACGGCAACGCGCCCGACAACCGGAAGGCGGCGCUGUUCGUGCUUGCGCAGAUGGGGAGGAAGCUCGAGACGCUGCCGUCCGACCUAGCUGCCGCCGUGGAGGGUGGCCGUGUAACCGGGGAGAUCGUGCGGCGCUUCGCUGAGAUGGAGGGCUCGGCGCUGCUCCGGUGGCUGCUCCAGUUCCAGGGGUUCAGGGAGCGCCUCCUUGCGGAUGACCUCUUCCUUGCUAAGCUUGCCAUGGAGUGUGGCGUCGGUGUCAUUGCCAAGACUGCUGCCGAAUAUGAGAAGAGAAGGGAAAAUUUUAUCAAAGAGAUUGAUAUCGUAAUUGCGGAUGUGGUCAUGGCAAUAGUUGCGGAUUUUAUGCUUGUCUAUCUUCCUGCUCCAACUGUCUCUCUGCAGCCACCACUUGCAACAAACGCUGGACAUAUUGCUAACUUUUUCCAUAACUGCCCAGAUAAUGCAUUCCAGAUUGCUUUAGCUGGAAGAUCAUUCUCCCUUCUGCAGAGGCUAGGAGCUAUUCUGAGAAAUGGUGCAAAACUCUUUGCGGUUGGCACUAGUGCUUCGUUGAUUGGCACUGGUGUCACCAAUGCACUGAUCAAAGCAAGGAAGGCUGUUGACAAGGAAUUUGAUGAUGAAGCUGAGGAUAUUCCAAUUGUCUCAACUAGUGUUGCCUAUGGUAUAUACAUGGCAGUUUCUAGUAAUCUCAGGUACCAGAUUUUGGCUGGUGUAAUUGAACAGCGGAUGCUGGAACCACUAUUGCAUAACCACAAAAUACUGCUGAGUGCCUUGUGCUUUGCGGUCCGGACGGGCAACACAUUCUUAGGUUCUCUACUGUGGGUUGACUAUGCCAGGUGGAUUGGCGUUCAAAAGGUUCAAGAAGAGAGCUGAAGUUACUGAAGUGAUCAAUACGACUUUUAUUUAUCAUGCAUAUUCGGUGGUUUGUCCUUCCACUUUUAGCAUGGUGGAAGCAUUUAAGCUCAAAUUUCACAUUUUGGAAACUGAAGAUAAUAUCAUAGUUAAAUUCACGUGAGGCUGUUGUUGCAAUUUUCUUGAUAGAUUUCAUGGUAUCUUUUAUGGGAUGAGAGAAACAGAGGUGAUUAACGAUAUAUUUGUAAAUAAAAAAUACUUUGUGAAUAAAACUAAUAUAUGCAUCUUCU